UCCUCGACGAGCAUCACGGACCAAAAUUCACCCGAAGCAUUCAGGCAGAAUAUCCAGAUCGCCCUUGACCACGUCGCCAGAGUCGACGCGUUUGCUCGCAGUGCCUUGAACGGAAUCCAGAACGCAUACCAGGCAGGAAGCAGCCCAGCGCAAACGGAAGCGGACCUGGUCGCUCUCGACCAAACUUUACUUAUGCUUGCGGACUUCUUCAAGACCACAGGGCUUGGGGCCUUUCCGCUCCCGCCUUCCGAUCCAGGCGCCGCAUCUGGUCCUCCGACUGAGCAGCACCUCAUCGCAGAGAUGAAUGGAGAAGUUCAGUCUCUUUAUGAGAAACUCAAACGUAUACAGGAAAGUAGCGGUGUCGUUGCGCAACACCUU
Molecule: messenger RNA, 378 nt
Organism: Pisolithus orientalis
Lineage: Eukaryota; Fungi; Basidiomycota; Agaricomycetes; Boletales; Pisolithaceae
Exons: 3
Source: RefSeq, a predicted model, not a curated record